AUGAAGAUGACCUAUCUAGCAGUGUUUCUGAUAUUGCUUCUUUCAAUCUCAUGUGCAGCUUCUGCCUCCGUUGAGACAAAAUUCAAGGAGUGCAUGUUAACCCAAGUUAAUGAUGCCAAUUUUGAAUCCAUUGAGAAACUAAUCUUCACCUCAUCCUUCUCAAUAUAUCCAGUAGUAUUGGAAUCAUUGGAACAAAAUCCUAGAUGGCUCAACUCCUCAAGCAAACCUCUUCUCAUUCUAACACCUUUCCAUGAAUCAGAAAUUCAGGCAGCCAUUGCAUGCAGCAAACAACUUGGGCUGCAGAUUAGAGUCAGAAGUGGUGGCCAUGAUUAUGAAGGGCUAUCAUAUGUUUGUAAGGCCUUAUUUGUCAUGGUUGACCUCAUCAACAUCCAUUCCAUUGAAAUUAACCUUGCUGAUGAAACAGCUUGGGUUCAGGCUGGAGCAACAUUAGGUGAACUUUACUACAAAAUUUCCAAAGCAAGUAAAGUGCAUGGAUUCCCUGCAGGGUUGUGUCCAAGUGUUGGAAUAGGUGGACACAUCAGUGGAGGGGGGUUUGGUACCAUGUUGAGGAAGCAUGGUCUUGCAGCUGAUCAUGUUGUUGAUGCAUAUCUGAUAGAUGUAAAUGGGAAGAUUCAUGAUAGAAAAUCAAUGGGAGAAGAUGUUUUCUGGGCCAUCAGAGGAGGUAGUGCUACUAGUUUUGGAGUCAUUCUUGCAUGGAAGAUAAGAUUGGUUAGAGUUCCACCUAUUGUCACUGGGUUCAACAUUCAAAGAACAAUGGAACAUGGAGCAACCAAGCUCAUUCACAUGUGGCAAUACAUAGCACACGAAUUGCAUGAGGAUCUUUUCAUUAGAAUUAUUGCUCAAAAUAGCGGUGACAGUUCAAAAACAUUCCAUGCAACCUUCAACUCUCUCUUCCUUGGAGGAGUGGACAAGUUAAUCCCUCUGAUGAAUGAGAGCUUCCCAGAAUUGGGAUUGCAGGCCAAGGACUGCAUUGAAAUGAGUUGGAUUGAAUCAGUGCUAUAUUUUGCUGGAUACAACAAAGGGGACCCUCUAGAACUCUUGCUCAACAGAACUACCUCAUACAAAAGCUCUUUCAAGGCCAAGUCUGACUUUGUCAAGGAGCCAAUACCAAAAAUUGGCCUAGAAGGAAUUUGGAAAAUGCUUCUUGAAGAAGAUACCUUAGCAUUAUUGAUAAUGGAUCCGUAUGGUGGUAGAAUGAAUGAAAUUUCAGAAUCUGAAAUCCCUUUUCCUCACAGAAAAGGUAACUUAUACAACAUACAAUACAUGGUCAAGUGGGAAGUGAAUAGCAUUGAAGCAUCCAAGAGGCAUCUACACUGGAUGAAAAUGCUUUAUAGAUAUAUGAUUCCUUAUGUUUCAAAAUCUCCAAGAGCUGCCUAUUUAAACUAUAGGGAUCUUGAUUUAGGAAGCAACAAGCAUGACAACACAAGCUACUCAGAAGCAAGUGUUUGGGGCAUCAAGUACUUUAAGGGAAACUUCAGGAGAUUGGCACAAAUUAAGACAAAGUUUGAUCCCCAAAAUUUUUUCAGGAAUGAACAAAGUGUUCCUCUCCUGAAUUCCCUUCCUUCUUAA
Molecule: messenger RNA, 1590 nt
Organism: Abrus precatorius (Indian licorice)
Lineage: Eukaryota; Viridiplantae; Streptophyta; Magnoliopsida; Fabales; Fabaceae
Product: berberine bridge enzyme-like 22
Exons: 1
Coding region: 1-1590 (529 amino acids)
Molecular function (GO): FAD binding; oxidoreductase activity
Source: RefSeq, a predicted model, not a curated record